GGCCGAAGCAGAAAAAAGAAAAUUAAUGUGGCUGAAAUAGAAAUAAACCCAAAGUUCAGUGACUAAGCUGAAGGAAUGAUUGAAUCUCGUAAAACAUUUACAAUUUGUGAUUAACGGAUUGUGGCUAAACGGCGUUGAACCAUCUUCACGGCCGCCACCACCUCCAUAGCAGCCAACACCCUCACUUCCAUACGUCUUGAUUUCCUCCUUUUGUUUUCGUUCUUGGACCCACGCAAGAUCAGAGAUGCACGUUGAAGAGCUUUUAGAUAGUGUUGAUUCUGAUUUGUCUUAGCAAUCGAGUGUAAUUACAAGUUUACAGGCAUACAGCUUCUCGAGCUGGUUGGCAGAACGCAUCAAAUAGUGUCUUCCUGAUUUAAACAGAUAGCAAAUGGCAAGUGAGCAAAUGAAUAAUGAAAGCCAGAAGCAAAAGAGCAAUGAGAAUCAGCUAGCAAACACCAGCCUUUCAUCUGCUGGUGGCUUUAGAGGGAUGCUAUUUGAACAAUAUCGUAAAGCCAGAGAGAAUGCGGAAGCCUAUCCUUAUGUAUGGGGUUCUUACCUUAUUGUAUAUGGUGGAUUUGGUCUCUGGAUGGCAUAUAGAUAUAGAAAGCUUCGAAACACCGAAGACAGAGUUAGAACUCUUCAAGAGAAACUUCGUAAACUCCGACAAGAGAGAGAGCCAACAAACUCUGCUGCAGUGAGUGAAAAUGUAACAUCAUCUAUCAGUAAACCUACUAAAUAGUAUGCGGGUAACCUUUCUUUGAAUUGAAUCCAUUUUCUCAGGAAAGUGAUUUUUGAGAUUUUUGCUGACAACUGUGUGUAGACCACAUAUGAUCAAUUAGGUCUCUGUACUAAGAUUUUGGUCGUACUGCAGAAGUUCAAAUUCAAUCAUAAGUUGGGAUCACUUUUGGUGAUAGAUAAGUUACUUGUUGAUGUGAACUUCUAUGAGGAGAGUUCUCAAGAACUUAAAUAUGAUUUCAAUGUGAACUGCUAUAACUGCUGAA
Molecule: messenger RNA, 1001 nt
Organism: Cynara cardunculus var. scolymus (artichoke)
Lineage: Eukaryota; Viridiplantae; Streptophyta; Magnoliopsida; Asterales; Asteraceae
Exons: 3
Coding region: 389-739 (116 amino acids)
Source: RefSeq, a predicted model, not a curated record